AUGAAUUUAAUUAUGAUUUUGCAAGCUUUUAAUAAAUUUCUGCAAUGGUCUAUUGAACAAGUGAAUCUUUUGGCAUCGUUGAACUCAACUGAUAUCGACAACAAUAUCAAUUCAGAUUUUAAUACAGCUAAAACUAUGAUGACUGCAGAAGUCAACAAUUAUACGAUAACUUCAGCGAGCGACAAAAUGGAUUCAACCGUAAAUGAUUCUGAAUCUAAUGCAAUAUAUGAAAUGACAAAAACAACUAAAAUAAAUGAUAUUUCAGAAUAUUAUCGUGAAAAUGAAACCAAACUGAAAAUUAAUGAUUUCACUUCAAUGAUUUCUGAUGCAAAAAUGAGGUUAACUUCAAAUGGAAGCGAUACGUUUGAAGUAAAAAAAACACAAUUGAAAAUUUUGCAGUCAACAACAAAUACUACGUUAAAUAUUGACUUAGAAGUAACGAAUAUGACUGGAGAUAAUUCUAUUUCGAAUGAAAAUACGAGUACAAAAAAGAAUCACAAGUCUAAUGCUGAACUACCGAUUAAAUUUUCGGCAUUCGAUGAAGCAAAUUUGAAAGGUUUAGAUGAACAAAUUAUCAUCCAACCAGUGGUCACAUUGUCAUCCUCAUUGAGAAUGACCAAACCGAUGAAAGUAAUUGCCAACUCAAUUUUGCUAACACAAGAAAGGAUCAAGGACGAUAAUAAGGAAGAUAACACAAAAAGUGAGAAUGAAAGGGACGAUUCUGAAGUUAAGGAUAAUUUAGAAGGAAUAAAAGUCAGGGAUGAGCAAGAUGAAUUAGAAGCUGUCAAUUAUUUGAAAGAAUCAGUGAUUGAAACUGAAUUAGCAGCAGUUAAUAGUGAAGAAAGCGAAAUAGUUGAUGAUAAUUAUGAUUAUGCAAAUAUUCCGCUCACGUUUCCGUUUCAAGUUUUCACUACAACCACAAGUACUACAGUUACUUCUACUAUUGCCAGUACUUUAAUUCUAAAAUCUACCCAAAGAGCACAUGCACAUCGUCAUUUGCAUAAACAUCUUACAUAUGAUGGACAAUCACCUAUAAUUGUAACAGCAAUGUUUGAUAUUGGUCGUGGCAAAUGGCCUAAAUAUACACGAACGUAUGAACAGUAUAUGAAUUACCUGACGUAUUUAUUAAGGUUAAAAAAUCGUAUAGUAAUUUUCACGGACUCGAGAGGAGCUGAUUAUGUCCGAAAAUUAAGAAGUAAUUAUAAUACACAGAUAUUUGAAAUGUCUAUACGUGAUUUACCAUUAUAUAGAUAUCGUGAAGAAAUGAAGGAUAUUAUUAGACAUGAACAAGCAAAUUGGCAGUUUGACCCGAAAACUCGUUUCCAACCAGAAGCAAAUAGUGCUGAUUACAAUAUUCUUGUAAAUUCCAAACCAUACUUCUUGUACAAUGCGACACAGAGCAGUCGAUUUCGAAUUUCUGACUCAGUUUUUGCAUGGAUCGAUGCAGGAUAUGGAAUAAUUCCGAGCAAUUGCCAUUGGCGACCUGAUCUUCGGCGCGAUCGCAUAACUAUUAUAAAAUUGACUCCGGCACAUGAUAAAAUAUACAGGUACUCAAUUAGUAGUUUAUAUCGUGUCGAUUGGGUUGUUCUGAGCGGUGGUUUUCUUGCUGGUGAUAGUUUAACAAUAAAUCGCUUUUAUCGAUUUUAUCAUAAAACUUUUAUGGAUCUUCUUGAUUCUGGUAGAAUCGAUGAUGAUCAGACAGUACUGACUUUAAUGGUGAAAGAUUUUGCGAGUUUGUUCAGUACAGUGCACAGUAACGGUGAUUGGUUUGCGUUGUUUCGUUUGUUUCCGUGUAAAUAA
Molecule: messenger RNA, 1800 nt
Organism: Thelazia callipaeda (thelaziosis nematode)
Lineage: Eukaryota; Metazoa; Nematoda; Chromadorea; Rhabditida; Thelaziidae
Source: the annotation of a GenBank genome assembly